UUCUGGUUUGACCACACGUGUCUUAAUAGGAAUCUUGAACCGUUGAGUUAUCGUAUUCCGAUUAUAAAUAUUGAAAACGUUUUAAUAAAAAAGUGUCAACGUUACAACCAUGAAAACUUCAAUAUCUUUAUUUAUGUUAAUCUUUGGUUCGGCGCUGGGUGAUUUAGCUGGCGAAUGUGACUUGGCUGGCUAUUAUAUGGAGCUAGGCUGCACCGCGCUACCUAAAGCAGAUAACACAACGAUUUGUCCGGAAGCGUUUUUGUGUCCCGAUCUCCACCCAAAUCCUAACAUGUGCUAUUAUAGAGGAACACCGUACGCUGACAGGUCAAUGAUCCCUCAAAACCUGAUCAACAAUCCGUGUUCCCAAGCGUGCAGUUGCAGCGUUACCGCAGGGCCGCAGUUCGAUUGCGCUGCUGUAGACUGUGUCGAGACCUUCGAUUCUGAUAUGCAGCAAGAAUGCAUCAAUACUUACGAACUGGACUCUUGUUGCAGUACGGGUACUGUUUGCGGUAAAGAUGCAAUCGCUAGUUUGAAAACUUGCGAAGUUGACGGACAAACGUAUAAAGAAGGACAGCCGUUCGAGCCAGCCAACACUCGCAAGUCUUGUAUCUGCACGGCCCAGUGGAACGGCUCUUACGACGAUCCAUCCAGUUGUAGGGAUAUCAACUGCGGUUUGGAAAUACAUUACCAAGAUAAAAUUUUUGAAAACUGCGCACCCGUCUUCAUUGGUAACAUGAAGAGUUGCCCCAUUGCCUUCCAGUGUCCAAACGACACAUCGAAAGUCAUUCGCGGUCUUAAUCUCAAAAGUGUCAACGCACAGUGUUCCUUCGGGAACAUGACUCUCAGUGUGGGCGACGAAGUAACAGUCGACGAGAAAUGUACCAAGUGUUCCUGUGACAAGCCGCCGUUCGUUUCUUGUGUGAGGAAGAAUUCGUGUGACGAAUAACUUCUGCCUAAUAAAUGACUGAUAUUUAAAAACAUUCCAUAUAAAUCAAUAUUGUCCUUUUUUUAAAUAUAUAUUAGAAUGCUCUGUAAAUAAAUACAAUUGA
Molecule: messenger RNA, 1049 nt
Organism: Vanessa atalanta (red admiral)
Lineage: Eukaryota; Metazoa; Arthropoda; Insecta; Lepidoptera; Nymphalidae
Exons: 5
Coding region: 110-946 (278 amino acids)
Source: RefSeq, a predicted model, not a curated record